AACGCAGAAUGGGGCAGCAAGUCUCCAUGGUAACGGAGUAUCGUUUGGGGAGGGGCAGACUGGGAGAAAGCGAGAAUCUGAAGGUUGAAGUGUUAAAACUCCUCAAUCGGACUCCUCUCUGUGCUGACACUGAUCCUCAUCCUCUCGGGCCUCCUGCUUACUUCUUCAGCCUCACUGAGCUACAGACAGCGGACACACACCAGGACAGGGAUGGCGGGCACAUCGAGACACGACAGAGAGAUGGCGAUGAACGCCAAGCGGCAGCUGUCCGAGUGUUCAGACCCCAUAGAGAGACUCCGGCUGCAGUGUCUGACUCGAGGCUCAUCUGGGAUCAAAGGUUUGGGCAGGACCUUCAGAGUGAUGGACGACAACAACAACCGCUCGCUGGACUUCAAGGAGUUCAUGAAGGGGUUAAACGACUACGGGGUGCUGAUGGAGAAGGACGAGGCCACAGCUCUGUUUCAGCACUUUGACCGCGACGGCAGCGGGACCAUAGACUUCGACGAGUUCCUCAUCACUCUGAGGCCACCGAUGUCCAAGGCCCGGAAGGAGGUGGUCAUGCAGGCGUUUCGGAAGCUGGAUAAAACGGGUGACGGGGUGAUCACCAUCGAAGACCUGCGGGGUGUUUACAAUGCCAAGUACCACCCCAAGUACCAGAACGGGGAGUGGACAGAGGACCAGGUCUUCAGGACGUUCUUGGAAAGCUUUGACUCUCCGUAUGACAAAGACGGAAAGGUGACCCAGGAGGAGUUUAUGAAUUAUUACGCUGGUGUGAGCGCCUCCAUCGAUACAGACGUCUACUUUAUUGUGAUGAUGAGAAAUGCCUGGAAACUCUGAGUUAGCGCCGUUCUGGUGACCCAUGAUGAGUUUAUGAACUAUUACAGUGGUGUCAGCGCCUCCAUCGACAGCGACGUCUACUUUAUACUAAUGAUGAAAAACGCUUGGAAGCUGUGAAUCACAUUAAAACUCCAGAAUCUAAGCACCUCAUGGAUUUCCGACAAACGGGAUUUGUUUUAAAUGAUCAUACUGACGUGUCUGAUCAGAUCUGUAGCCUGAGUUCUGUCAUAUUAUCAGUUAGAAGUCAUAUUCUAAAUAAAUGCAGUUACACAGA
Molecule: messenger RNA, 1111 nt
Organism: Oreochromis aureus
Lineage: Eukaryota; Metazoa; Chordata; Actinopteri; Cichliformes; Cichlidae
Gene: capslb
Product: calcyphosine-like b
Exons: 6
Coding region: 211-837 (208 amino acids)
Molecular function (GO): calcium ion binding
Source: RefSeq, a predicted model, not a curated record